CCAGUCUUCACUUCCAGUAAAAAAGCUUUGUAGAGGCUUAUAUACCUUCUUUUCGUGAUGGUUAGCAAGCCUCGCUGGCCUGAUAAUUCUCGUAUUUUUCUUGGUAACUUAGUACCACAAGUUCAAGAUAGUGUUAUACGAGCUAUCUUUUCAAAAUAUGGUCCAAUUGCUGAAAUUGUUCUUCACGAAAAUUUUGGAUUUGUACAGUUUGAGAAUCCAACUACUGCCACCUUGGCCAUAGAGAAAGAGAGAAAUCUUACCAUUGAAGGGCGUGAAGUAGUUGUAAGGCUGUCGAGUAACUUAGCUGAUCGAAAAAAAAACGCGCUCAGGGGGAGGAGGGGAAGAGGAGGGCUGUACCUGCGGGAAAGUAGUGCUAUCGAUUACGACGGUUAUCACGAUUUGCAUCCAGGAAGCUCUUUUGGUUAUCAUGGUAAGUUUAAAGAAUUUGAGCGAGAACCGUUUAGGGGUCGCGGCGGUCGGGAGAGAGUUAGAGAGCGUGGGAGGCGCAGGAACCGGUCAGUAGAAAGAUUCGAGAGAAGACCGCGAAGCCGCAGUUAUAACCGGUACAGCCCCAGCCGACGCUCGCGCUCCCGUUCGCGCUCUUUUUCCCGCUCCUCUCGCGCGCGUUCUUUAUCGCGCUCUUUUUCCCGCUCCCGCUCACGCUCGAUUUCCUCGGCGGACUAUUCUGUUGCUGAAUGCCAGAUUAUAUACUACAAAGAGCAAACUGGCUAUGUUAACUACUUGGCGAGUAUUAUUGAAAAAAAUGGUUUGUCUGUUGGGAAAAUUUGCCUUUCUCCACAGGAAAGCAUCCCCCACCAUAUUAACCGGUUGAUAGCUCGUAGGAUUCCCUUCGUGUGCGUUGUUAAUAGCCACGAUGAAAAAAACUCGAGAACUUCCUUAAGCCUUUUAUUAAGAAAGCCAGUGAGAGAUUUGCUGCACAUCACUAUUACUGAGGCAAUAGAAAUUCUGACUUACGAGAUGCGGUUUAUACGCAAGGUCGAGCCUGCGCCUCCGGCUCCUCCGCCGCUUCUUGGCGAUAACCCAAAUGCAGACCCCGAAAUUUCUGCUUUAAAGGAUAUUAACACAAAUCUAAAACGUAUACUUGCCCAAGCCACUAGUGGCCAUCCCUCCGACAUACCGCCUUCCUUUCCGGCAUUGCCACAAGAGCAGCACCCUGGCAUGGCUAAUCCCGCGCCGUUUAUACCCGCGCAUACACCUCUCGCACCCCCCACUUUUGCGUCCACUCCCGUGGGGCCUCCUGUCCAGGCGCUACCCCAGCUUAAGCCUACUUAUCCGUCUCAGAUGACACCUUUUGGGUAUGGACAGCUUUCAGGCCCCGUAUCUGCCCCUCACAUGCAGGGGCAACCGUCCGGCCCAAUGUAUAGUGCUUCUCUCAUGAACUCUACUGGCGUUAGGCCCUCCUUUCAACCUCCCGCUUCGCAGCCGUAUAGUUUUCAACCUGCAUCCUCCUCUCAUCUGGCUGGUAUGGCGCACGGUCGUCCCCUUGCUCAACCAGUUAACGGCGUCGACAUGGCUAACGCCCAGCCGAUUAACUCUUUCCAGAGUACCGCCUACUCGACCAGUGCUAAUCCACCAGUUAAAACUGAGACUCACGGGCCUGUAGACGAAAACAAGCUCUCUCGUUUAAAGGAACUUUUGAACUUUUACCGUAGUUCUAAACCUGAAAUCUUUGAGGGAGCUCACUGAGACAUCCUUGAUACACACCUUUCCAGCGGCAGUUUUGUUGCAUGGAGUGGACUUUUUUUUGUCUCAGCCUUACGUUUCUUCUUAUAAUAUAAUAUAAUAUUUUCGUAAUGUAUUACUAUUUUAUCGUUAUUAUAAAUGCAUCAUCGCUUUGU
Zophobas morio is the source of this 1859-nucleotide messenger RNA. Its product is annotated as cyclin-dependent kinase 12-like. The record is from RefSeq and is a predicted model, not a curated record. Gene Ontology annotation, molecular function: RNA binding. The transcript is spliced from 10 exons. NCBI's taxonomy places the organism in Eukaryota, Metazoa, Arthropoda, Insecta, Coleoptera, Tenebrionidae. The coding region runs from base 58 to 1707 and encodes 549 amino acids.